CGGGCAAUGGCUACUAUGAUAUUGGGGAAACUAAAACCGCCGGCUUACAAAAAGAGUACAAGGUUACGGAGGCCCAGUUAAAAUAGGGCUUUUGGUUUCGAAACUUUUAAUUCUUUCAAAGUCCAGUCAUUUUGCAGAGAAAACCUCCACUUUCUUCUGCCAAACAAAGAAACAAAGGUUGUACAUAGCAAUACUUCGGGAAAUUUGUUGAACUGAACUAAAAAAAAAGUAUUAGGUAUCUAAUCUAGUAGAUAGUGACAUUUAAAAUGGAAGAAUCGCCUACUCUUGGGAAAAGGAAAACAGCCAAAGAAGAUUCAGGUGUCACUGAAACCCCUAAGCGGCGGAAUUUGAUACGCUCAUGUGUACAUGAGGUGGCUGUCCCUAGUGGGUAUGCUUCAAGUAAAGAUGAGUUGAUUUUUGGGACACUCUCCAAUCCAGUUUUCACUGGUGAGAUGGCAAAAACUUACAAGUUCGAGCUUGAUCCUUUUCAGCGAGUGUCUGUUGCGUGCUUGGAAAGACAUGAGUCUGUUCUUGUCUCAGCACAUACGUCUGCUGGUAAGACUGCAGUUGCUGAGUAUGCAAUAGCAAUGGCAUUUAGAGAUAAGCAGAGGGUUAUAUAUACUUCACCCUUGAAGGCUUUGAGUAACCAGAAGUAUAGGGAGUUACAUCAGGAGUUUACAGAUGUUGGGUUGAUGACAGGCGAUGUUACCCUGUCACCUAAUGCUAGUUGUUUAGUCAUGACUACAGAAAUCCUUAGGGGAAUGCUUUAUAGGGGAUCUGAGGUUUUGAAAGAGGUUGCUUGGGUAAUUUUUGAUGAAAUUCAUUACAUGAAAGAUAGGGAAAGAGGAGUUGUUUGGGAAGAGAGUAUAAUAUUUUUGCCACCAGCUAUCAAGAUGGUUUUCCUUUCAGCAACAAUGUCCAAUGCCACAGAGUUUGCAGAGUGGAUUUGUCAUCUGCACAAACAGCCUUGUCAUGUGGUUUACACAGAUUUCCGACCGACUCCUUUACAGCAUUAUGUUUUUCCAAUAGGUGGUAGUGGGUUGUAUCUUGUGGUGGAUGAGAACGAACAAUUUAGGGAGGAUAAUUUUUUCAAGCUUCAGGAUACUUUCUCAAAGCAGAAAGUGGGUGAUGGAAGCAGGAGUGAAAGUGGAAAAGCAAGUGGAAGAAUGGCUAAAGGUGGCAGUGGUUCUGGAGGUUCUGACAUAUACAAAAUUGUGAAGAUGAUUAUGGAACGGAAAUUUCAGCCAGUUAUUGUUUUCAGCUUCAGUAGAAGAGAAUGUGAACAACAUGCAAUGUCUAUGUCUAAACUUGAUUUUAAUACACCAGAGGAGAAGGAUGAUGUUGAACAAGUUUUUCAAAAUGCAGUGCUCUGCUUGAAUGAGGAGGACAGAAAUUUACCAGCUAUCGAGUUGAUGUUGCCUCUACUUAAGCGAGGCAUUGCUGUUCAUCAUUCUGGCCUACUUCCAGUAAUCAAAGAAUUGGUUGAGCUUCUCUUCCAGGAAGGUCUUGUAAAGGCCCUCUUUGCCACUGAGACAUUUGCCAUGGGUUUAAACAUGCCUGCCAAAACUGUUGUCUUCACAGCUGUUAAGAAGUGGGAUGGUGAUAGUCAUCGUUUCAUUGGCUCAGGUGAGUAUAUACAGAUGAGUGGAAGGGCUGGGCGCCGUGGCAAAGAUGAGCGUGGUAUUUGUAUUAUAAUGAUUGAUGAGCAGAUGGAGAUGAAUACGCUCAGGGACAUGGUUUUGGGUAAACCAGCUCCUUUAGUUAGUACUUUCAGAUUGAGCUACUAUUCGAUUUUAAAUUUAAUGAGCCGUGCUGAAGGCCAGUUCACUGCUGAACAUGUGAUAAGAAAUUCAUUUCAUCAAUUCCAGUAUGAGAAGGCUUUGCCUGAUAUGGGCAAUAAAGUUUCAAAGCUGGAAGAAGAAGCUGCAUUGCUUGAAGCUUCUGGAGAGGCUGAAGUUGCUGAGUUUCAUAAGCUGAAACUUGAGAUAGCCCAACACGAGAAGAAGCUGAUGUCAGAGAUAACUAGGCCUGAAAGAGUUCUUUAUUAUCUUGGUUCUGGUCGGCUGGUCAAGGUAAGAGAAGGUGGAACCGAUUGGGGCUGGGGAGUUGUAGUUAAUGUUGUUAAAAAGCCCUCGGCAGGCAUAGGUACAUUGCCCUCUCGUGGUGGUGGCUAUAUAGUGGAUACUCUACUUCAUUGCUCACCUGGUUCAAGUGAGAAUGGUUCACGGCCAAAACCAUGUCCACCUCGUCCUGGAGAAAAGGGUGAAAUGCAUGUGGUCCCUGUUCAGUUGCCCUUAAUUUCUGCUCUAAGCAAAAUCAGAAUAUCUGUUCCUCCUGACCUACGGCCAUUGGAAGCAAGGCAAAGCAUACUUCUUGCUGUUCAGGAACUAGAGUCUCGGUUCCCUCAAGGGCUUCCAAAGCUUAAUCCUGUAAAGGACAUGAAGAUUGAAGAUCCUGAAAUUGUUGAAUUGGUCAAUCAAAUUGAAGAACUUGAACACAAGUUGUUUGUUCAUCCGAUGAACAAGUCUGAGGAUGUGAAUCAAAUUAGAUGUUUCCAAAGGAAAGCAGAAGUGAAUCAUGAGAUUCAGCAACUUAAGUCAAAAAUGCGUGAUUCCCAGAUUCAAAAAUUCCGUGAUGAACUCAAAAACCGUUCACGGGUCUUGAAAAAGCUUGGCCAUAUUGAUGCAGAUGGAGUUGUACAGUUGAAGGGACGAGCAGCUUGCUUGAUUGACACAGGAGAUGAACUCCUUGUCACUGAACUGAUGUUUAAUGGUACAUUCAAUGAUCUUGAUCAUCACCAAGUUGCAGCCCUGGCUAGUUGUUUCAUUCCAGUUGACAAAUCAAGUGAGCAAAUAAAUUUAAGAACGGAGCUUGCCAAACCAUUACAGCAACUUCAAGAGAGUGCUAGAAAAAUUGCAGAGAUACAACACGAAUGCAAAUUGGAAGUAAAUGUUGAUGAGUAUGUGGAGUCAACUGUGAGGCCAUUUUUGAUGGACGUGAUUUACUGUUGGUCAAAGGGUGCUAGCUUUGCUGAGGUUAUACAAAUGACUGAUAUAUUUGAGGGCAGUAUCAUUAGGAGUGCUAGGAGGCUUGAUGAGUUUCUGAACCAGUUGCUUGCUGCUGCUCGGGCAGUUGGAGAAGCCACUUUGGAGAAAAAAUUUGCAGCUGCUAGUGAAAGCCUUCGUAGAGGCAUUAUGUUUGCAAAUUCCCUUUAUUUGUAAAAUAUUUUUUUGUAGGCUGUUAUACACAUGGAGUUGCAGCAACCAUACGCUUAAAAGUGUUUUGGAAAGCAGACUGGAACAUGCACAAUUUGCCGCUUCUCUUACUCACAAGGCAUCCAUGAUCCAUUACCUUAUUCUUCUUGUUCGGAGUCGUGCAGAGAUGGAAAGUUGUGGGUUCGUCUCAGCAUUAGCCCGUUCCAGUUGCCCAUAUCCAAAUGCAGAAAAAUUCAUCUGCUUUUACAUGAGGAAACGUCCACAUUGGCCAUCUUAUUCGCAUUUAAUCUGAGAUGUUAUUUGUAUUCAAACAAACACCAUUUCACACAUUUCUAACCCUUUGAUUUGGUCUUGUAUUUAGUUACGCUAAAUGAAUUUACGACAAUGAAUUAAAAUAAAAAACCUUCUGCUGUUUGAUUUA
This is a messenger RNA of Mangifera indica (mango), 3636 nucleotides long. RefSeq names its product DExH-box ATP-dependent RNA helicase DExH10. The transcript has 18 exons. Bases 267 to 3221 code for a protein of 984 amino acids. Gene Ontology annotation, biological process: maturation of 5.8S rRNA; RNA catabolic process. The record is from RefSeq and is a predicted model, not a curated record. Gene Ontology annotation, cellular component: nucleus. Gene Ontology annotation, molecular function: RNA binding; ATP binding; RNA helicase activity. NCBI's taxonomy places the organism in Eukaryota, Viridiplantae, Streptophyta, Magnoliopsida, Sapindales, Anacardiaceae.